AUGCUCUUUAUUCGUCAGACAUGGACCCUAAUAUAUAAGAAUAUCCUUAUCGUUCUCUUUCGACACGCCUUCUCCACACCUGUUCGAUGCUUUCUCCUACCGGUCAUCUUCAGCUGGUUCCUAGCAUAUGCGAGAAACCUCUUCAUCCCCCCUUCCCACUACGGAAUCGGCAACGCGACGCCAGUGAGGUCUCUGGCAGAUGCUUUGGGUACUGCAAUAGGAGGGGGAAGAAACACCAUAGCUCUCGUCAACAAUGGUUUUACAGGAGGUGAUAUCAAUACGGUCAUCAACCAGGUGGCGGACCAGGUCAAGGCUGAUGGGGUGACGGUCAAGACCUUGUCGCAACAGGAGGACCUACUCACAGUAUGCCGGAGCUCGAUUCGUGGUGUCUCUUCAUGCUAUGGCGCGGCCAUAUUCUACGGUUCGCCAACAGAAGGUCCUGGCGGUAUCUGGAACUACAGUCUCCGGGCUGAUGGAGGGCUUGGAGACAAGAUCGAUACCACAAAUGCGAACAAUGACCAGGAAGUGUUCGCGUUACCUCUACAGCAUGCGAUCGACUUUGCAAUUGCAGGCCAGAAUACUACUAUCGAUCAGUCAGCUCUUCCGAGCCGGGUCUAUGAAUACCCAUACACGACGCAAACACAAAAGGAGAGAAGCGACCAGAUCCGUGUGCGGUACAUGGGGGGUAUCAUUGACAUCCUGGCCGUCGCUUUCUUCAUCGGCAUUGUGGGGGUGAUAUACCAAUUGGUUGGACUGAUGGCAUCGGAAAGAGAGCUUGGAAUGACCCAGAUUAUCGAAGCGUCAAUGCCAAACAAAAGACGGUGGGAACCUCAAGCGGUCCGGUUGCUUGCGAAUCACGUCGCAUUCGACAUUAUGUUCUUUCCAGGCUGGAUUGCCAUCGGCCUCAUAUUAAAGUACGGCGUCUUCACCAAAACCAGUGCCGCAACCCUCGUCUUUUUCAAUAUCUUGACUGGUCUUUCUCUGUCGUCAUUCUCCAUCUUUGGGGCAGCUUUCUUCCACAAAGCACAGCUGAGCGGAAUAGUCACAACAAUCGUAUCGCUGCUUCUCGCCGUGUUGGCGCAGGUCAUAGCAAAAUCUAGUACUGGCGCAGUCGCAGUCCUCAGUCUCCUGUUUCCACCUAUGAAUUAUACUUUCUUCACGGUCUUGAUGGCCAGAUGGGAACGGCAAGAUGAAGGCACGAACCUGGUCAAGGCCGCUCCACAGAAUCCGUCCACGUUACCUGGAAUAGCAUUCUUUGUCUUUUCCGUAAUUCAGAUCCUAGUCUUCCCUAUCCUUGGAGCCAUUGUAGAGAGAGCCCUCUACGGAACCGCAUCGAAGGGGCGCCAACUCUCAUCCGGAACCGAAGUAUCCAAAGCUGCUGUCCAGCUUUCAGCUUUCACGAAGUGCUACAGGCCAUCAUGGUGGGCGCGCAAUAUUGCCACAAAAUUCGGGAAACGCAAGGAAACGGUCGUGGCAGUCGACACAUUGAACCUCACCAUACCGCAAGGCCAAAUUAUGGUCCUGCUCGGUGCUAAUGGCAGUGGAAAGUCGACGACUCUUGAGGCGAUAGCUGGUCUGAGCACAGUCACAUCAGGGACUGUUGCCGUAGAUGGUUUUGGAGGCCUGGGUAUUUGUCCUCAACGCAACGUUCUUUGGGAUAACUUGACUGUUUAUGAGCACGUGCGGAUAUUCAACAGACUGAAGUCCACUGACAAUCCAUCGACCAAGGCCGAGAUCGAUGAUCUUAUUGCAGCUUGCGAUCUUGACAGAAAGGUUGGCGCUCAGUCCGGUACUUUAUCAGGAGGACAGAAACGCAAGCUUCAACUGAGUAUGAUGUUCACCGGAGGAUCACGUGUCUGUUGCGUUGAUGAAUGUUCCAGCGGAGUCGAUGCUUUGGCCCGCCAGAAGCUAUGGAACAUAUUGCUCAAUGAGCGCGGAAAACGCACAAUUAUAUUCACAACUCAUUUCUUGGAUGAAGCCGAUCUUCUGUCAGACCAGAUUGCUAUUCUUUCCCGUGGUAGCCUCAAGGCGCAAGGCUCGGCCGUGGAGCUGAAGCACCAACUUGGAGGCGGCUUUCGCAUCCACGUCUUCAAAACGCCGGGAGAUGACCGUGAUUCUCCCCAUUUGGACGGUGUUUCCACUAAAGAAAUGGUUGAUCAGACGAUGUACACUCUGCCGAAUUCAGCUCAGGCUGCGGAUUUUGUCCGACUGUUGGAGACACAUGGCAUCAAAAAUUACGAGAUAAGUUCACCUACUAUCGAGGACAUAUUCUUCAACGUGGCGGAGGAUAUGGAAGCUAUGUCUGCAACUCAACCAAUAUUCCCCCACAGCAGCAGUCCUGAAGCCAAGGGCAAGUCCAGUACAGAAGUCAUUGUAGCGGAGGACAAGGAUUCAACUCUAGAAGACAGCGAUAGUGGCCUGAAGCUUCAGACUGGCAGACGGAUUGGAUUGAUGGGUCAGGCCUUGACCUUGUUCCGCAAGCGUUGGACUGUUUUCCAACGUAACUACAUCCCAUACGCAGCGGCAUUCUUGAUUCCGGUCAUCGCUGCAGGGCUGGUCACGUUGUUCCUGAAAAACUUCACAGCCCCCGGCUGCUCCCCAACUCAAUCAGUCUCGCCUUCCAAUCUCGAGUCGCUCCUUACGCAACUAAAUUAUGAUAUAGUCGUUGGUCCAGCGAGUAAGAUAUCCCCUCAGGCUCUUGCUCAACUCGAGGCAACACUUCCAGGUGGGAACUCUAGCGGCUCGGGCGGCAGUGGGUUGUCAGAUCUAAUGUCCUCGAUCCACCCAAUCAAUGGUACCCUUGAGGACUUUAACAACUACAUCGGCCGGUUUUAUGGGAAUGUCACCCCUGGUGGCUUCUUUCUUGGUGAUGAUACAUCACCGCCUACCUUCGCAUAUGUGGGUAACGGAGAUAUCUCUCUAGCGACCAUCACGCAGAAUUUGAUGGAUAACCUGCUUCUCAACAUCUCCAUCAGUAGUCAAUAUCAAGCUUUCGACACUCCAUGGGUACCCUCUGCGGGCAAGACGCUCCAGUUGAUCGUAUAUUUCGGUCUCGCAAUGUCUGCAUAUCCGGCAUUCUUUGCUCUCUACCCCACGCUUGAGCGCUUGAGGAAUGUUCGGCAGCUCCACUACAGUAACGGCGUACGGAGUGUAUGUCUGUGGUCCGCGUAUCUAACCUUUGAUUUCAUGAUCGUCAUUGCCACCAGCGUUCUCACAAUCAUAAUCUUCCGAGGUGUCAGCGACGCCUGGUAUCAUGCCGAAUACCUUUUUGUGGUUUUGUUCUUGUAUGGUAUUGCAUCUACACUGCUUUCGUACGUCAUCUCUUUAUUUUCGAGGUCCCAGCUCGCUGCGUUCGCCUUCGCCGCUGGUGGACAAGCUGUCAUGUUCUUGCUGUACUUUAUUGCGUACCUCAGCGUCCUCACCUAUUCUCCGACGAACAAGGUCGACAGCUAUCUGCUGGUCACUCACUUUACCAUUGGACUCAUCACUCCUGCUGGGAACCUAAUUCGGGCGCUGUUCGUCGCUCUCAACGUCUUCUCAGUCCUCUGUGAAGGCAACCAAAUUGCCUCUUAUCCAGGAAAAAUCACACUGUAUGGAGGUCCAAUUUUGUACCUCAUUGGCCAAUCAUUCUUCCUCUUCGGAGUGCUAUUGUGGUGGGAUAGUGGCUCUAUUUGGGCAAGAAUCCGCCGCAAGCAGUAUAAGACAGACGAUGCCGAAGAGGCAGACUCUCUCGAUGACGAAAUUGUGGCGGAGAUCAAACGUGUCAGUGCUGCGCCAGACGAUGGUCUUCGAGUCCAACACAUCACCAAAGCCUAUGGUAGCAACGUAGCAGUGCAAGACAUUACAUUUGGCGUCAAGCGCGGCGAAGUCUUUGCCCUCCUCGGCCCCAACGGCGCCGGAAAAUCCACAACGAUCUCCCUCAUCCGAGGCGAUAUACUCCCAUCACAUACCAGCGGCGAAAUCUACGUUGAAGAUAUCCCAAUUAGCAAGCGACGAGCAGAUGCGAGGCACCAUCUGGGUGUGUGCCCGCAAGUCGAUGCCUGCGAUCAAAUGACUGUGCUCGAACAUUUACGCUUUUAUGCCCGUGUCCGCGGCGUUGACGAUGUGGAACACAAUGUGCGCGAAGUCAUUCGCGCAGUAGGCCUAGGACCCUUCCAACACCGCAUGGCGUUUGCCCUCUCCGGCGGCAACAAGCGCAAACUCUGUCUCGGUAUUGCCCUUAUGGGUAACCCUUCAGUGCUCUUGCUCGAUGAGCCCUCUUCUGGCAUGGAUGUUUGCGCCAAACGUGUCAUGUGGAAGACCCUGGCUUCAGUUGUCCCAGGCAGGAGCUUGGUCUUAACAACACAUUCUAUGGAAGAGGCGGAUGCCCUGGCGGACAGGGCUGGGAUCAUGGGGAAGAAGAUGUUGGCUUUGGGCACGAGUGAGGGGUUGAGGCGGAAACAUGGCGAUCGUUACCACGUUCAUUUGAUUAUGAAGACCGCACCACAUACCAGCGACGACGACAUGAUUAUGGUCAAGCAAUGGAUCACCGCCAAUCUGGAAGGCGCAGUGGUCGAGGACAAGACCUUCCAUGGUCAACUGCGCUUCUCGGUACCCGCCAGUCGAUCAGCCGCAGAGGAGCCAAAGUCAGCAGGCACCAGCACGGACAUCAUCCAAUCCGCUAAUGACAGGGAUACCAGUCGUAGUGGGAUUGGUGCGUUGUUCACCAUGCUGGAAGUGCAUAAGGAAGAGCUAGGAUUUGAGUAUUACUCCGUCAGCCAAACGACCUUGGACCAAGUUUUCUUGAGCAUAGUCGGCAAGCAUAAUAUCGAAGAAGAGAAUUACGGACAGAGGCCGCAAAAGAAGGGUUUCUGGAAGGGUUUGAAGCGUUCUUGA
Messenger RNA from Letharia lupina, 4875 nucleotides. RefSeq lists its product as uncharacterized. The transcript has 2 exons. Gene Ontology annotation, molecular function: ATP hydrolysis activity; ABC-type transporter activity; lipid carrier activity. The record is from RefSeq and is a predicted model, not a curated record. Gene Ontology annotation, biological process: transmembrane transport; lipid transport. Lineage: Eukaryota; Fungi; Ascomycota; Lecanoromycetes; Lecanorales; Parmeliaceae. Gene Ontology annotation, cellular component: membrane; intracellular membrane-bounded organelle. Bases 1 to 4875 code for a protein of 1624 amino acids.